ACCCCAAGUGUACCUUCUCAAGUAACGAACAAUUCAAAGAUCUAAAAAUCAGAAACACAAUCCUCUCUUUUUCAUUUUCUUUUAGCUUUUUCCGGUUUCUUUUCAAUUGUCUGUAAACGGUGUUAUAUAAAUAAUUCAUCAGUCCAAAAGCUAAAAAACAGACAAUAGCAGUGUUUCCUACAAUGCAAUCCUUGUCGUUAAUCGUUAUGGGCUAAAACCCCAACAGAAAAAUCCUCUCUCCUCAAAGAAGAAAGAAUAACAAAUCUGUAUUCCCUAUAAUACCCCUAAACCCUCUCCUCUUGCUCCGCUAACGGGGUGACUGCAGGAAGAGGAGUCUACUCAAAGCUUCCUAUCACAACCGCCGCCGUAUGGCGAUCCCACGGCGGCGCAACCAGCAUCACAGCCGUGCGCGGCGGUUUAUAAUCCCCAUCAUUUACGCUGCUUCCACCUUUCUCCUCGUCAUAUUCCUCUUCAUCUUAAUCCUCGCGCCGUCUCCUAAUGAUGAUAAUCACCUCCGCCGCUCCCGUCGUCAUGAUGAUCUUUCCUUGGGAAGCAAAGGUAGUGGUAAUGAGAUUGGAGUUUCUCCAUUUCGUGUUGAGAUCAGUGGAGGAGUUAAUAAUCGUGAUCUCUGGAGUUCGAGAAAUUCGAAGUUCUUCUAUGGAUGCAGUAAUGCCAGCAGUAAAUUUGCAAAAGCCCAAGCCAUCACACGUCCAAAUCGAUUCUUGUUGAUUGUGACCAGUGGAGGUCUUAACCAACAAAGAACUGGGAUAACUGAUGCCGUUGUUGCUGCUCGCAUUUUAAAUGCUACUCUUGUUGUUCCAAAGUUGGACAAGACGUCUUUCUGGAAAGAUUCUAGUGAUUUCUCUGACAUAUUUGAUGUUGAUCGGUUUAUAAAACAUCUAACAACAGAUGUUUCAAUUUUAAAAGACCUUCCGCUUAGAAGAGGACAGAUAUGGACGCCAUAUAGAAUGCGUGUUCCUAGAAAGUGCAAUGAGAGAUGCUAUAUAAAUCGUGUAUUGCCUGUACUCAUGAAAAAACAUGCUGUACAGAUCAGCAAGUUUGACUAUCGACUUGCAAAUAAGCUGGAUACAGAUUUGCAAAAGCUUAGAUGCAGAGUCAAUUAUCAUGCCCUGAAGUUUUCUGACCCUAUCCUCGAAAUGGGUGAGAAAUUGAUCCAGCGUAUGAGGCGGAGUAGCAAGCAUUAUAUUGCCCUUCACCUAAGGUUUGAACCUGAUAUGCUUGCGUUCUCGGGAUGCUACUAUGGUGGAGGGGAUAAGGAGAGGACUGAACUGGGAAAGAUACGGCGGAGGUGGAAAACUUUACAUAACAGCAAUCCGGAUAGGGCAAGGAGGCAAGGAAGAUGCCCUCUAACUCCUGAAGAAGUUGGCUUGAUGCUAAGAGCACUUGGAUAUGGGAAAGAUGUUCAUAUUUAUGUAGCAUCUGGUGAAGUAUAUGGAGGUGAAGAGACGUUGGCUCCGUUAAAGGCCCUGUUUCCAAACUUCUACUCCAAGGACACUAUUGCCAGCAAGGAAGAGUUGGAACCAUUUUCUGCAUUUUCUUCUAGAAUGGCUGCUCUUGACUUCAUAGUUUGUGAUGAAAGUGAUGUAUUUGUCACCAAUAACAAUGGAAACAUGGCAAAAAUUUUGGCAGGACGAAGGAGAUAUUUUGGUCAUAAGCCUACCAUUCGACCAAAUGCUAAGAAACUAUAUCGUGUGUUCUUAAACAAAAAUAACAUGACAUGGGAGGAAUUCGCAGCUAAAGUUCAUACAUUUCAAAGAGGAUUCCUGGGGGAGCCCAAGGAGGUGAGGCCAGGGAGGGGUGAGUUUCAUGAAAAUCCAUCAGCGUGUAUAUGUGAGGAUUCUGAGGCUGAAUCAAAAAUGGACUGGGGUCGUAAAAAAAUUGGUAAAGGCAAUCUAGCUAAGAAAAAAGACAGUGAUGAUGCGAAGAAAGAUGUUGAGGCAGUUCACGAUGAAAAUAUAGACUAUGAGCCAGAAAUGUCUGAUCCCGAGGAUGAAGAUGAUGUGGAUAGCCCUCCAGGUGAAGUUUCACUUAGUAGAUCCCAAGUUGAAGCUUUGUCCAAUGAAACAAGUACUGAUUAUGACCCUUUCACGUCUGAGGAAACUGAAUUGGAUGAGUUGCUUUCAGAUUGAGAAAGGAUCAAAGAUCGCUGUUCAAGAGGUUUUGCUUGUAUAUAAGACACCCUACUAUAAAAGAGUCCUUUGGGCGUUAACCUAUCUUCAACGUGUUCAAUUUUGAAUGCCUUUUUGGUCUGAACAAAUUCUGUGGCUGAAGCCUUGCUGACACAGCAACGUGGAUUGAAUUGAUUUGAAAUAUUCUGGUAAGAGUUAUAGGAUAUUGAUGAGCUUACUUGCGGCCAGGAGCUUGAAAUUGUAGUAGCUUUGGAGGCCUAUGAUCCAUGAUGCUUAAACUCGUGAAGAAACUCCAGCCACUGAGAUGGAGCUCCCCAAGAACAUUUUUACCGGCAUAUGUUCAAAGUUGUACUUCAAACAAUCUGUAUACAUAGACGGGAAUGUUAAUUGCUAAUUGACUUGCUAACUUUAUUGCAUAGAUAGAGAGAGAGAGAGAGAGAGAGAGAGAGAGAGAGAGAGAGAGAGUUAAAAUAUAACCUGCCUUAAUUGUUCUUCGAUAAAAAGGAACAGUAGUGAGUUUAUCUUUUCUUA
Nicotiana tabacum (common tobacco) is the source of this 2681-nucleotide messenger RNA. Its product is annotated as O-fucosyltransferase 16. NCBI's taxonomy places the organism in Eukaryota, Viridiplantae, Streptophyta, Magnoliopsida, Solanales, Solanaceae. The record is from RefSeq and is a predicted model, not a curated record.